AUGGCACGAGAUAGUGAGUUCGCUUCCAGCGUAAAUGAUCGUGGACGUGGAAGAGAUGAAGACAGGGGUCGUCGUCGCGAAGAUUACGAGCCUUCUUAUGUCGGAACAGAAAGACAGUCAGAAUACCCAAGGCAGUCAAGACAGUCAGAAUAUUCUACACAAGCUCCACCGUCUUCGUCAGCGAGUACCAGACGAACAUCUUCUCGAAAACCACCACUUUCUACAACAAGCACCAGACGAACCACCUCCCGAAAGCCACCCGCUUCUCGACAUGGCGAAUCUGUAGCAGGAGGCUUUGUAGAUGUAUCCAAACCUCCGUCGGAAGUGAGUACUGUUGCAAAGAUUGAUGGUGGGAUGCACAAAAGCGUUAGUGUGGUUGGUAAGGAAAUAGAAAGAGCGGACAGGCUCAAAGGCAGGAGAGAUGAUACCGACGCUCGAGAACAAGCGGUGAGAGACGAUCGUGAAUGGUUGGCAAAAAACCAAGGUGUUCUUUCCGAUGAGCUAAGAAAUAAGAGAAUCCAUGACUUUAGCCAGAGCACAUUAGAUCGUACUGGGUUCGGUCGUCAACAGUCGUCUCAAGCUCCAACUAGUGUAACAGGAGCCUCCAGUGCAUCCCGGGGUACAGAAGGAGGCAGGUCCGGGCGAGCCAGAGGAGAAAGCACGGCGUCGAAAAGUAGAAAGCCCUAUCAGGAACCAGAGCCCGUUGUUAUGACCGCAUCGAUUCAACAUAGAUCUAGAAGGCUGACGAUGGAACACACUAGUAGGGGAGACACUACUGUAACACUUGAACAAAGGCACCAUUCAACUCAAAUCUAUUCAUCUAGUCAUGGUAGGAAAGAUGAGAGAGGUUCUUCGAGUUCUCAGCCAAUCCGCCCUCGGACUAUCAAAGAUUCUGUUUCGGGUGUAUCACUGAGCAGGAAUCAACCAACGUCCAUUACGGGUCAUUCUACACGCACUCCCUCAGUCUCUCAAGGGAGUAUUAGUGGUGAACCAGCCGCGAGAAAUCGCGCGCUUGAGUUCCGGCCGAAAGACUCACGAUAUGAUGAUAGCAAGUCAUCAGCAUCUGCUAGUACCGUCAGACCUGGCACGGUUAUCAGAGACAGCUUACCCAGCAAUUUCCCUGAAUUUUCGAAUUCCAAAUCGGGUGCUAAAACCAUCUAUUCGAGUUCAAAUGCUUCCCUUUCGAGGAAACCUGCAGCCUCACUCGCUGGCACUGAUUUAAGAUCACAGUAUUCGGCAAGACCCGAGAGUUCGCGCAAUGGCAGUGUUUUGAAUCCAGAAUCAGCGCCGGGUUCCGUUCGUCAUUCACGACCACCGACAGCUUAUCGUGACUACCCAAGUAGUGCUACUAGGUCUGUUUCCCAAGCUGGUAGCCGGAAGUCUCGGGAUCCCCACGAUGAUCGUUAUGAUAGAGAUCGUUAG
Messenger RNA from Sclerotinia sclerotiorum 1980 UF-70, 1422 nucleotides. RefSeq lists its product with no specific name. The record is from RefSeq and is a predicted model, not a curated record. Bases 1 to 1422 code for a protein of 473 amino acids. The transcript has a single exon. Lineage: Eukaryota; Fungi; Ascomycota; Leotiomycetes; Helotiales; Sclerotiniaceae.